CAUGACGUCACACUAUCCGCCCCACGACCAGCUUCCUCGUGAGUGACCGACCACUCUAGAAUUUAGCGAUACCUACCGAGUGCUUCACCGCUCUGUUAUCAGAACGCUGUGCAACAGGCUAACAAAUUCGGAAAGGCGGACACAUCCUCAUUCGGGAGGAGAGGUGAUGAGGAGAUCAACAAACACAUUUGCAGACAUGAUGAACAUACCAGAAUACUAUGCAGGGAAAAAUGUGCUGAUCACUGGAGCAACUGGCUUCAUGGGAAAGGUAUUGCUGGAGAAGCUGCUAAGGUCAUGCCCAGGAAUUAAUGCUGCCUAUGUGAUGGUCCGGUCAAAAGCUGGCCAGGGCCCUCAGACACGUAUUGCUGACAUGAUCAGCAGCAAGUUGUUCGAAAGGUUACAAGAUGAGCAGCCAUGCUUUGCAGAGAAGAUCAUUGCAGUCAGCAGUGACCUCACAAAACCAGAACUGGAUCUGAGUAAGGAGAAUCAAAGUUUACUGGCUGAAACCAUCAACAUUGUCUUCCACUGUGCCGCCACCAUUCGCUUCAAUGAGCCACUGAAAGAUGCAAUGCAGUUGAAUGUCUUGGCAACUCAGAAGAUGCUCGCUCUGGCCCAUAAGAUGAAGCAUCUAGAAAUCUUCAUCCACGUAUCCACAGCCUAUGCCAACUGUGAUCGAGAGCUCAUUGAGGAAAUGGUCUAUCCUCCCCCAGUAGAGUACGUCAAACUCAUCGAUGCUCUGGAUUGGAUGGACGAUGAAUUGGUGUCCGCACUGACUCCCAAACUGAUUGGUCAGCGACCCAACACUUACACUUAUACAAAAGCCUUAGCUGAGUAUCUUGUGCAGCAGGAGGCCGCUGACCUCAAUGUUGCUAUUGUCAGGCCUUCCAUCGUUGGUGCCAGCUGGAAAGAACCUUUUCCCGGUUGGAUUGAUAAUUUCAAUGGACCAAGUGGAAUAUUCAUUGCAGCUGGUAAAGGGAUACUACGUACAAUGAGAGCAUCUAAUGAUGCAGUCGCUGACUUGGUGCCUGUAGAUGUAGUCAUCAAUGCUACGCUGGCUGCAGCCUGCUAUUCUGGAUCGCAACAAAAGAACAGGCCCAAAUCCAUCCUGGUUUACAACUGCACAACCGGUGGCAUCAACCCAUUUCGCUGGGGAGAAGUUGAAUACCAUGUAAUAUCUACUUUCAAGAGGAACCCUCUCGAGCAGGCUUUCCGUCGGCCGAAUGUUAAUCUCACAUCCAAUCGCCUAAUCAAUCAGUACUGGAUUGCUGUGAGCCACAAAGCUCCAGCCUUCUUGUAUGAUGUGUACCUCAGGCUGAUUGGACGAGAACCCAGGAUGAUGAAGACAAUCACUCGCCUUCAUAAAGCCAUGAUGGUGCUGGAAUAUUUUACUAGUCACUCCUGGGUGUGGAGCACAGACAACAUAGCCAUGUUGAUGGCCAACAUGAACCCUGAGGAUAAAAAGGUGUUCAAUUUUGACGUGCGCCAGCUGAACUGGGCAGAGUACAUGGAAAAUUACUGCAUGGGCACAAAAAAAUAUGUCCUCAACGAAGAGCUUUCAGGCCUGCCCGCUGCACGCAAACACCUCAACAAGCUGAGGAAUAUCCGCUACACUUUCAACACCAUCCUAGUGGUGCUCAUCUGGCGUAUUUUCAUUGCCCGAUCACAGAUGGCUCGAAAUAUCUGGUACUUUGUCGUGAGCCUCUGCUUUAAGUUUCUUUCCUACUUCCGAGCCUCUUCCACCAUUAAAUAAUGACCCAGAGUCCCUGUUGAGGGCGGCAAGGUGGAGAAACACAAACAUGAAAAUAUACUGGCUGUGGAUGUUUACAGAAACGUGCAUGUCUAUUCCAUUGGUUGUGUGUCCCCCCUGGGUCCUAGAAAAAUAGCGGCGCUUUCAAAGCAAUUAUACUUGGUGAUCAUCCAUUAAAUACGGUUGGCGUCUAGAAUGCACAACUUCAAUGUUGCAAAUCUUUGAUUUUUAUAUUCUAAUAUGACCAUCAAAUCAAUUCAACCACCCCUUCAUGUUUUGUGUACUUGCCCGACUACCUAAUAACAAACACACUGCUAGUU
Molecule: messenger RNA, 2067 nt
Organism: Syngnathus acus (greater pipefish)
Lineage: Eukaryota; Metazoa; Chordata; Actinopteri; Syngnathiformes; Syngnathidae
Gene: far1
Product: fatty acyl CoA reductase 1
Exons: 13
Coding region: 167-1750 (527 amino acids)
Biological process (GO): long-chain fatty-acyl-CoA metabolic process
Cellular component (GO): peroxisome
Molecular function (GO): alcohol-forming very long-chain fatty acyl-CoA reductase (NADP+) activity
Source: RefSeq, a predicted model, not a curated record